This is a messenger RNA of Dentiscutata erythropus, 619 nucleotides long. The record is from the annotation of a GenBank genome assembly. NCBI's taxonomy places the organism in Eukaryota, Fungi, Glomeromycota, Glomeromycetes, Diversisporales, Gigasporaceae.
AUGAAGAAAUCAGCCGUUUCCCAAAAAUGGUUCGAAAAAAUUUUAAAAGAGAGUAGUAUUCCUAUUUUUGAAUAUUCUUUAUAUAAAAAUGUAGAAGAAAUUAGAAGAGCGGACUAUAAUGGAAAAAAGGUGGUAUUGAACAGCUUUGACAAUGAAGAAAUGAGUAAAGAAUUGGCAAAGGAAUUCAUCAAUGAGCUAAAACAAUUAUUUGCUAUUAAUUUUCAUCCUAACAUUAUUCAAUUCCAUGGGAUUACACGCGAUCCUACAACAAGUAAAUUAAUGUUAGUAUUACAAUUUGCCAACGGGGGGAGCUUACGACAACAUUUACUAAAAAAAUGGCAGGAUGAUACUUUUAAAAUUUCAUUUAACGAAAUUUUCCAAAUUGCAAGACAAGGUCUCGAUUUUAUAUCAAAAAGAGAAACAAAUCUAUUUAUCAAAAAUCAAGAUAAGAAACUUAUGCCUACCUUAGAUAUUAUGACAAAUGAACAGUCACGGAUUUAUAAAAAUAUGCAUCGUGAUGAUUUAACUAUAAUGUUAUUAAAUACAGUGUUAGAACAAAAAUAUUAUGAACCAUCUGGAGAUCAAAAGUUAAAAAGCACGGAUGAGCAGAAGCUUCAAG